UUUUACUUUGGUUAAUGCGUAAAAAACUGAUCAUUUUAGAAAUAAAUAAGUUAAAAGCCACUGAGUCAUGCAUUAACUCUUCAGAAAUUAUAAUAAAACUUAAAUGUUUAACUUGCAUAUUUUCUCUAAAAUAUAUAACAAAUGGAUGCAUGGUAGCUUGUUGGACAUUCCAGUGAUGAGACUGCACCUAAUCCUGUAACACAAAGCUGUAGUUUUCGGAAAAAUCGCAAGUAACUAAAAAUUCACCUUCUUGCAAAUUAUUUCGUGUAGUUUUCAAAAAAUUAGAUUGCUGUGUUUUUAUGAAAUCAUGUGGUAUCAAACUUGUCAAUUUCAAGCAGAAAAAUGAAACACACUCGUCUGCAGGCUUUACAAUAGUUUCUAAAUCACAUCUAUCCGUGGUAACCCACUGUUCAAAUGAAAGCUGAUCAAUGCAUUUUUCCUCUAAUUGUUUUAAUAAAAUGUUUUCUAAUGCGGAGAGUCUGGACAAUCUUCACAACACCGUAGAUAGCAAUAUGUUGUCUUGUUUUCAUAAAGUGCUGAACGCUGCAUAUAGUACAUACAGACCUGACGAAAUAUUCCUUUCUUUCAAUGGAGGAAAGGAUUGUACGGUUCUACUGGAUAUCAUCAUGAAACUGUUGCCAACCAUAGUAUCAAGCGGUGAUCUAAAAUGUGUUUACAUGCAACCUAAAGAACCUUUCGAAGAAGUCGAAGAAUUCAUUGACCACUGUAGGCGAUACUACAAUAUUAAAAUUAGGUCUAUGAGAGGAGAUAUUAGAACGAUUCUUAAUAAAAUUUGCGAGGAAGAUCAUAAAAUCAAAGCGUGUCUUAUGGGUUCUCGACAAACUGAUCCUUACUGCGAAAAUUUGAAAUCAAUGCAGGAGACUGAUCCCGGUUGGCCAAAAAUGAUGCGAAUAAAUCCGAUGUUGAAUUGGAGUUGCUCGGAUAUCUGGGAGUACAUACAGAAAAAUGAUGUCCCUUACUGCAGUUUGUACGAUCGUGGGUAUACGUCAAUCGGCGAUAAAACCAACACCAUUCCGAAUCCGAACUUGAAACGUACGGGGAAAUCCGGAGAAAUGAUUUAUAUUGCAGCCUAUCAAUUACAGCACGAUAAGCUUGAAAGAGCGGGGAGAUUGUAACGUAACUUCAGAUUGAUGAUGAUUUCAGGCUUGAAAAGAAAUACCAGCGAAGUUGCUGCAUUAUAUAGGCCGCAUAAUACCUAUAACAUACCUAAUUGUAGCAUUCUACUUCUUCAAAAUAGUACUACACUGCCGCUAUUUGCAUAACAGUCCCAUGUAGAUAAGAAAUCUACAGGAGAUGGAUUAAUUGAAGAAAACUAUUCAAUUUCUAAAAGUAACAAAUAACAUAAGAUACAAUUUUCAAAAUUAAUUUUGUAACACAGUGGAAGUGUGAACGAAUCAGUGUAUCAGAAAGUGGGCGAUGCUUGUGGAUGCACUUCACACGGGUUUUCUAUGAACACUCAUACCAUCAAAGCAUGCUGCCCAUAUAAACUGUAGCUGCGCUAGUGUUCACAACAAUAAUAUGGAGCCACUUUUGGAUCCGAAGUUCCACUUCUGUUCUGUGAUUGCAAUCUAAUUUUACACACAAUGACCUGAAUGACUUUCAAAUUGAAAGGUUCGUUAAAUAAAUAAACAGGACAUGGAACUGUUAUGCGAUUAGCGGAAGUACAACCGUCAUAAUAGAUUACAAGAAAACAACCUAGUACAGUCAAAUUUUGCUCGUUGAGCUGUAGCCUUCCUAAAUCGAAGUCAAACGUCAUUUUUGACAGUGCUAUUUCUUUUUCGAGGGGCGCAUAUGUAAACAAUUUGGGUAGUUGUUAAAGGAUUGUGAUGAUAAUACACAAUUGGUGUAUCCCUCAACCAAUUUUCGGCUCGACAGCUCAACCCAACUAACGAAAGCCUUUCACGAAGUGGGCUACAGGUUUAGCCCAACGAGCGAAAGUUAACUGUACAUACAAUGUUAGUAGAAUCAUGCCUGUUCUAGGAAUAACACAAGAAUGGUGCUCAA
Molecule: messenger RNA, 2025 nt
Organism: Ochlerotatus camptorhynchus
Lineage: Eukaryota; Metazoa; Arthropoda; Insecta; Diptera; Culicidae
Product: FAD synthase-like
Exons: 4
Coding region: 429-1136 (235 amino acids)
Biological process (GO): FAD biosynthetic process
Molecular function (GO): FMN adenylyltransferase activity
Source: RefSeq, a predicted model, not a curated record